CAACACGAUUUCCGGUUUUGAAAAAUUAUUUCCCCUGAUCCUUCUACAUAAUUUUAUUUCAAAUACUGAAAAGGUAUCGUUGUGUUAUGCAGAUAUGACUGAAGUACCAAAGGCAUUAGAAUUAAUGUCUGAUUUGAGAAGUAAGACACAAGAUGUCAUUAACCAUACAGACAAUAUUUUAAAGAAGGCCAAGGGAGGACAGUAUGAUACAUCAAAGGGAAUCAGUUUUCUUGAAACUAAGUACCAGCUGUUGCUAAGUUAUUUAAUUAACUCAACAUACCUAUUCCAUAAGAAGACCAGCAGCCAGUCGAUCAGUGAUGAUCCUUCUAUAGAACGACUUGUAGAGAUUCGUACUGUAUUGGAGAAGAUGAGACCUAUAGAUCAGAAACUCAAGUAUCAGAUAGAUAAAGUGAUUAAAACAGCUACUACUGGAGGAACAGAUGAAGCAGAUCCACUAAGAUUUAAAGCCAAUCCUAAUAAUUUCACUAACAAGUUAGAUGAUGAAGAUGAAGAUGAAUCAGGAACAGAUGAGGACAAUGAUACAAAGUCUACCAAAAAAUCAAAAGUUUACGUUCCACCAAAACUUACACCAGUACAUUAUGACUUGGAUGAAACAGUAAAAGAUAAAGAAACUAAGGCAAUGGAGAGAGCCAAAAAGAGAGCUUUAAGUAGUAGUAUACUGAAAGAACUGAGAGAUGAAUAUUAUGAAGGACCAGAAGAAGUCAAGGAAAGUAUUGACUUACACAGAUUUAAAGCCAACAAGAAAGCUAAAGAAAGAACAGAGUACGAAGAAGAGAGAAUGAUGAGAAUGUCUAUAUCAAAGAAAGAUAAGAAUGCUAUGAGAAAAUUAGGAACUUUAUCAUCUUUAAAUAACCUGACCCAGUUUGAUGAUAUCAGUAUUUUAGAUGAGGAAAGACAAGGAGAAUUUUCUAUGGAAAAAGGGAAGAAAAGAAAAUUUAACAGCAAGGUAAGAAGCAUAUUUCUGUAA
Messenger RNA from Mytilus californianus (California mussel), 988 nucleotides. Its product is annotated as neuroguidin-like. The coding region runs from base 95 to 988 and encodes 297 amino acids. The transcript is spliced from 11 exons. Gene Ontology annotation, biological process: maturation of SSU-rRNA from tricistronic rRNA transcript (SSU-rRNA, 5.8S rRNA, LSU-rRNA). Lineage: Eukaryota; Metazoa; Mollusca; Bivalvia; Mytilida; Mytilidae. The record is from RefSeq and is a predicted model, not a curated record. Gene Ontology annotation, cellular component: small-subunit processome; nucleolus.